ACGCAGCCAAUUGGACGUGGCCAAGAGCAGGCACCAGGGCAGCAAGAAGCAGAGCGUACGCGGCGCACAAAAACAAACUAACGGGCGUACUUUGAAUAAUUUCCGUUUUCUUCUCGCGUGUUCUGUUUUCUUUACAAGCACCAAAAAAAAAAAAAAAAAAAACAAGAAGAAUAUUUGUGUGUUUUUUUUCUUCAUACGUUCUUGUUCUUGUUGUUUGAGUAAAUCGCCGUUAUCUUCGCGCGACAAUUGAACAGCGCUUGUAACAAAACAGAACGAAAAAGAAAAACAAUUUUUUAUUGCGUGUUUCGUUCGCGUUUCAAUUGAAUAUCAUUUAGCCAAUUGAUUGAGAAAAAUUGUUUAUUAUACAAAUAAUUCCGACAUACAUUUUUUUUUUUUGGAAAACGCCGCGCGUUUGUGUGUCAGUGCCAACAACAACAACAGCAACAACAACUGCAACAACUGCAACAACGACAAAGUCUCUGACGGCCGCAGGAUGAUUCCAAUUUUGGAGAAACUGAGCGGCUUCUACAGCAGCUAUGUGCUGGGCAUACUCACCAUUGGCUAUAUACUGGGCGAACUGGGUCACUAUCUGAUUGGCGUUACGUCCAAGCAGACGGCCAUUGAGCUGGACUACGGCGAUCAUGCCUGCCAGCAGAACAGCAGCCUGUUCACGCGCCACGAGCUGGUCACCCAGUGUGCGGACGUUAAGAACGAGACCAGCUGCUAUGCGCUGGACAUGAACGGUACCGGUUACUGCGAAUGGAACUACAAUGGGCUGGGCAUCGAUUAUCAGAUAUUGGCGGGACCCACGUUCAUAUUGGUCUUCACCAUAGCUGGCGUCUUUAUGGGCUUUGCGGCCGACAAAUACAAUCGGGUCAAGAUGCUGACCGUAUGCACCAUCAUCUUCGGUAUUGCCAUUCUGCUGCAGGGCACGGUCAAGGAGUACUGGCAUCUGGUGUUGCUGCGCAUGGUUAUGGCUGCCGGCGAAUCGGGCUGUAAUCCCCUUGCCACGGGCAUCAUGUCCGACAUCUUUCCGGAGAACAAGCGCGCCCUCGUCAUGGCCAUAUUCAAUUGGGGCAUCUAUGGCGGCUAUGGUAUUGCCUUUCCCGUCGGCCGUUACAUCACCAAGCUCAAUUUCUUUGAUAUGGGCUGGCGUGUUUGCUAUUUGGGCGCCGGCAUCCUAACGAUUAUCGUUGCCGGACUGACGGGCACCACGCUCCGCGAACCGGAACGCAAAUCCAUUGGCGAGGGCGAUCGCACCUCGGCCAGCGGCAAACCCGUCACACUGUGGCAGGUCAUCAAGAGUCCGGCCAUGAUAAUGCUAAUGAUAGCCGCCUCCAUACGUCACAGCGGCGGCAUGACCUUCGCCUACAAUGCGGAUCUCUAUUAUAAUACCUAUUUCCCGGAUGUCGAUCUCGGCUGGUGGCUAUUCGCCGUCACAAUUGGCAUUGGCAGCGUCGGCGUUGUCGUCGGCGGCAUUGUCUCCGACAAGAUUGUCGCCAAAAUGGGCAUACGUUCGCGUGCAUUUGUCCUGGCCGUGAGCCAAUUGAUCGCCACACUGCCUGCCUUUGGAUCGGUCUACUUUGAGCCCUUGUGGGCGAUGAUAACGCUCGGCCUGAGCUACUUCUUUGCCGAAAUGUGGUUCGGCAUUGUGUUUGCCAUUGUCGUUGAGAUUGUGCCGCUGCGCGUUCGCUCCUCGACAAUUGGUGUCUUCCUCUUUGUCAUGAACAACAUUGGCGGCAAUUUGCCCAUUCUGGUGGAUCCUGUCGCCAAGGUCAUCGGAUAUCGCGGCUCCAUCAUGAUCUUCUAUGCCGGCUUCUACGGUGUCAGCUCCAUACUGUUCCUGAUCACCUGUUUCCUGCUGGAGGGCAAGGCCAAGCCGAAUGCCACGGAGCAGGAGUCACAGAAGACGCAUCCGGAUGCGGUAUUGAAUGCACGCCAAAUGCACGGACAUGACAACUCGGUGUUCAGUGUGGACGAGUCGCUGCCCUCGAACGGACGACCCGUCCAGCUGCCGCAGCACCUCCAGAUGUCCAGCAACGGCUACGAGAAGUCACAAUCGACGCAGCCGCGUCACAAUGGUGCCGAGAGCAGCAGACUGUAGUAUUAUGACAAGUCCAAGUGUCAAAGUGUCAGACAGACAAACAAUCGAAACAGAUUUUAAUUAACAAUAAUAUGGCAAAGUGCUUCUUUUUUCUUUUCCUUGUUAAAAUAUGUGUGCAGACCGUGUACAUGUUUAUUAAUUUCGAAAAUUUAACCAGAUGGUACAGAAAAUUGGCAAGUAUAAAACAUGUGUAUAUAAUAAAGAUUAUAUAUGAUAUUCAGGAGCAAUCAGCACAAAUGAAAUAUUUAAACAUGCCUAGAUUAGUUAAGCUUCGUUCAUUGUAACAAAAAAAAAACAAAAAACACAACAUUUCCAAUGCAAAAAUAAUUCAAAAUCCGAAAGUUUUUAAACUUAAACCAAAACAUAACUGCUGAAAAUAAUAUGAAUUGGAUUCUGCGAACUAUAACAAAAUGUCCAAUGCAAAAAUAAUUCCAAAUCAGAAAGUUUUUAAACUUAAAAACUUAACUGAACAAAAAAAAAAUAUACACUGGAUUCUCUUUCUACGACUUUGCUGUGUUAAUCUUCGGUU
Molecule: messenger RNA, 2633 nt
Organism: Drosophila montana
Lineage: Eukaryota; Metazoa; Arthropoda; Insecta; Diptera; Drosophilidae
Product: putative metabolite transport protein HI_1104
Exons: 3
Coding region: 494-2104 (536 amino acids)
Biological process (GO): transmembrane transport
Cellular component (GO): membrane
Molecular function (GO): transmembrane transporter activity
Source: RefSeq, a predicted model, not a curated record